Stylophora pistillata is the source of this 1047-nucleotide messenger RNA. Its product is annotated as dermatan-sulfate epimerase-like protein. The record is from RefSeq and is a predicted model, not a curated record. Lineage: Eukaryota; Metazoa; Cnidaria; Anthozoa; Scleractinia; Pocilloporidae.
AGUCAUGUAAACAAGCUAGAGGGACUGAAUCGUGGUCGUAAUUGUUCUUUCUCAAAAUCUGCGAUAACAUCUUGACUUGACCAACAAGCUGACCGACAGCUACAUAUGGAAAAAGUGUUUUACCUCGGCUACCUCUACACUUUAAUUGUUUUAGCAAUAGUUGUUAUAGUUACUUCCGAAACUUCCUCGAAUGAUUUGGAACAGCUUCAUCCUUUCUUGUUUUUUAACGGGAAAGAUAUCCUUAGUCUCCACGAACGCACACGAACUACUCACGCUAAAAUAUCGCAAAGGAUUGACUUGGUAACUCAAGAUUUUAAACAGAGGCUUGAAUAUUUUUUACCUCCCAGGGAGUGGAAAGCCUUUUCUAGUGCUUGGAACGAGCACUAUGGCAAUCACCUCACUGCGUUAGCUUUCUAUUGCGUUCUCAAUCCGCAGGAUAUCAAUGCGACAUAGCUUGCUAUUCUGUUUAUGGAGCGGCUUUCCAAUCUUCCCAACUGGCGCGUCGCCGCUUCAUUCCAUGACGAUGUCCCCGUAGCCCACUCUUUAACCGGCAUGGCGACAGCGUACGACUUUCUGUACACGCGUUUAAACGACGCUCAAAGAGCUCGCUUCUUAGGGAAUAUAACGGCAGUUACAAAGGAAUUGUACGAAAGAUCUUUCAAGCUUUGGUGGGGAUCUUCUUAUCUUCAAAAUCACGUAGCCACAAACUAUAUGGCGAUAUUUAAUGGCGCCUUGAUUGUCGCCCGACACAAGUUCUUGGAGGGGGAGAAAUGGCUGUCACGAGCUCAUUUAAUGUUAAGUAGAAACUUAGAGCUGUUUAACUUUAUUGUGGACGGCUCCAUUGACGAAGGAGUCGCGUAUGGCACUUAUACAACACGUUCACUAACGCAGUAUGUGUUCCUUGCGUUACGCCACUUUCGCGUAGACCUCACGCAAUCUCCUUGGCUCAAAGAGCACGCGUUGUUUCUUUACCAUACGGUGCUCCCAGGGUUCAAGGAAACUGUUGGCUAUGGCGACUCUAAUCGGAACUGGUUUUANGGAACAUAG